This is a messenger RNA of Erigeron canadensis, 2609 nucleotides long. RefSeq names its product kinesin-like protein KIN-10C. Gene Ontology annotation, molecular function: microtubule binding; ATP binding; microtubule motor activity. NCBI's taxonomy places the organism in Eukaryota, Viridiplantae, Streptophyta, Magnoliopsida, Asterales, Asteraceae. The transcript is spliced from 17 exons. Gene Ontology annotation, biological process: microtubule-based movement; mitotic spindle organization. Bases 213 to 2285 code for a protein of 690 amino acids. The record is from RefSeq and is a predicted model, not a curated record.
ACAAAAAAAGUCUCUCUGUCAAAGACAAGGAGCGUAGUAGUAAGUAGAGCGCAAAUUCAAAUAAGCUAACGGUUACGUUCUUCUAAUUAAUCAAUCGUCCUCCACACUCUUUCCAUCCCAAUUCAUACAAAUCACGCCCUACCUCCGCCACCUUAUCUCGUCGGAUCUUUCACCGCUAUCUCUCCGGCCCGGAACAUAUCACAGUGUUGAGUAUGGAUUCGUCCUCAAAAACUCAAAUUAAACAAUGCUUGAAUGUUAGCGGAAAAGUCAGAGUUGUUGCUAGGAUUCGAGGUUUCAGUAAUCAGGAAUUAGCAUCUGAUGCCACACACUCUUCGUGUAUAAUAUCUGUUCGGAAAUCCAAGGCCUCUGAGAAAGUUACUCUUUCGUUUAAUGAUCAUAUUUCAUGCCGUAAAAAUGAGUAUGAGGUGGACCAAUGCUAUGGGCAAAAUGAAGAUACAGCUCUAAUAUAUUUAAAGGAGGUUAAGCCUCAAAUUUCAAAGGUUUUUGAUGGUGAACACUCGACGUUUAUAGCGUUUGGUGCUAGAGGAAGUGGAAAAACACACACGGUCCAAGGUUCGGAAGAAAAUAUGGGUUUGGGAAUGUUGGUAAUGGAUGAAAUUCUCAAAAUUGUAGAAGGAGGAAGACAUACAGUUGCAGUGUCAAUCUAUGAAGUUUUCCAGAAUCACGUUUAUGAUCUUUUAGAUUCCAAAAAUCCAGAAGUUCACAUACUUGAAGAUGCUCAAGGAAAAAUUAUGCUUAAAGGGCUUUCCAAGGUACCUGUGAAAUCAAUGCUAGAAUUCCAAAAGUUAUACUGCAAUGGGAUGAUUUUGAACAAACCAACACAAAAGCUAACCCUAGAGUUGCCACGAAGAAGCCAUAAAGCUUUAACGAUACACAUCUUAGCUUAUGAUGAAGGGACAAACCCAAUAUGUGCUGGAAAGAUGAACUUCGUUGAUUUAAUAGGCUAUGAAAAUCCCCGAAGAAAUAGUAUUGAUGGAACCAACUUUGUACAGGAUUCACAAAUCAACAAGUCUCUAAAUGCAUUCCUUAAUGUUAUCUAUGCCAUCAAUGCCAAUGAGAGUCGUGUCCCUUAUCGAGAGAGCAAACUCGCUCGAGUGCUACAAGAUUCUUUUGGUGGAAAUAAUCUUAUAUCCAUUCUUGUUUUCUUGAAUCCAUUGUAUUGCCCAGACACUAUUCAUGCCGUAACUUUAGCUUCAAGGUUGAAAGAUAUCAAACCUAUGCUUGCAUUCUCUUCUGCGAAGAAACAUUCCCACUCCCGUGUACCUGCAUCUGCAAAUAAAGCCAAUUCUGUAUUCUCUUCUGCAAAGAAACAUUCCCACUCCCAUGUACCUGCAUCUGCAAAUAAAGCCAAUUCUGGUGUCGGUGUAAGCUCCACGACAAAAAAACUAACCAACUCCAGAUUGCCUUUGUCUACAAAGAAAACCAACGUCUUGCUAAAAGGAAGGAAUCUUUUUGGUGGUACAAAGCAAGCAAAUGCUUUUAAGGAGCAAGUUUCAAACAUGGCAAAUAAUCCAUCCAACAUAGUGAAGCCAGAUACUCUCAGUGGUGAUCUUGCCUGUGUACCUUAUGUGAAGGAGGAAAACUGUAUAUCAGAUGGUGCCUUAUUCAGCUCAAAUGUUGAAGAUGUUCCCUUAGCUGCAUUGACUCGUUCACCUGAGGAGGAUGCUUCAGUAAAUACACAAAGCAACUGUACAGAAUGUAUUCCACAUAUCAAUGGUGACAAUGUAGAAAAGGAGAACAACAGUAAUCUCUCUAAUGAAGGGCAAGCACCAUUGAGUUUUGGGUUAGAAAAGAUAUUGAAUCGUUUGCUAUCUAUAGAUGCAAAGUAUCACGUGCAAGAUGUAGAUCCUCCGACUCCUUUGUGUGUAAAUAGGCCGACAUCCCCUUCUAAGGACUUACAACAGGAGAGCAAUGAGCAUGUUCUUUUACACCCUCUAAAAGAAGUUGACACUUUGGAACCUAAAACUCCCAUUGCUACACAUAAAAUGGAUUUAUCAAAUUGUCAGUCAGGAACAUUCAGCAAAUGUAGCUCAAGGAUGAAGCAAACACUUGUUCAAGAUUAUCUGCAGUUUUUGAAUUCAGCAAGCAAAGAUGAGUUGAAAGGGAUUCGGGGUAUUGGAGAAAAAAGAGCUACAUACAUCCUUGAACUUCGUGAAGAGUCUCCUGAACCUUUUAAAAGCCUUGAUGACCUUCAGGAAAUUGGUCUUUCGGCAAAACAGGUGAAGAGCAUGAUGAAAAAUGUUGCCGGGGAUAUAUUCAGAUAGUUCAAUUUACUUGAGAAUGAUAUAUACUAUCGAUAAUAGAAUGGUCAUGGACUUUUAAAGAUCGGCCUUUUCUUUUGUUUUCAUUCUCCUUCGUAGUUCACAAAUCCUUGUAUUCCAGAGUGAUAGGUGCACUGUUUGCACCCCUCAAGUUGGUUUAUUUUAUUUUAUUUGUUGUGCUCAUGAAAGUGUGUUAAAAUUGUAUGCUUGGCGGGUGAAGUUCAGGUAUCUUUGGAUAGUCUGUGUGAUCCAUGAAGUCGUAACUCGCAUGUCCAUCAUAAUGAUUAUGGAAACAAUGGUUAACAAUUCUAUUACGUUGAUUUUCAA